This is a messenger RNA of Cuscuta campestris, 826 nucleotides long. The record is from the annotation of a GenBank genome assembly. Lineage: Eukaryota; Viridiplantae; Streptophyta; Magnoliopsida; Solanales; Convolvulaceae.
GCUCAAACACUCCAUCUCUAUAUAUUUACACCCCAUUUAUCAAUUUUUACUCACACACUCUCACUUCUUUCGCAUCUAUAGGCAAUACUCAUAAAGAUCCUCCUCUGUCUUCAAAAUCUCUGCAAAAAUGGCUAAAGACAAGGAAAAGUCCGCUACCACCGGGAAAUCCAAGUCGAAAUCCAGAGCACAAAUGAGCUUCCCCGACGACCGCUUCCACUACCAAGACGAGUCGUUCCUAUGGUUCAACCUGCACCAAUCUGCACUUUGGACCUUCGUCUCCAAGUCCAAGAGGACCUACAAUCUGGCGCUGGUUCGAUCCUUCUACUCGAACCUCCGGCGUGACAGAGACGUCAUCUACAGCAUGGUCAAGAACACGCCGCUUGAGCUCACCCUUGAGCAUCUUGGACGCAUCGUCGGGCUUCCCUUUCAAGGCAGUGACAUCUCCAAUUACGGCAGAGAAGACUGGGUGUAACACCCUAAUCCGUCCAGGUCUGCAGCCCCUUUCGGACUAAAGUAUUAACUUGGUAAUCGUAAAAUUUAAAACUUUUCAAACACUUUUAUUUAUCAUAAUAAUAUUUUUCAUAUCAUAAACAGUACAGAAUUUUCAAUAUUGCGGAAGCUUAACAAAUCAUAACCACAAACAUAAUUUAUUUAUAUUCUUUAAUUCAAAACCAUCACAUCCAUUCCGACUAUCUCGCCUCCGUCUGCCUCCAGGAUCACGUCACAUCAAUCUAUUGACCUGCGUGUAACAAAUAAAACACACUACACGCUCAGCGGCCAAUCACUUUAAUAUUUGUCAACCCUUUAAUGAAUUCUAGUUUAACUA